ACCGCUUCACCCACUCGCUCCGCAUACUUGCUCUGUCGUGCUCACCUGCGCUGUUCACACAUCCACUAUGCCACCGAAAGGGUCAGGAAAGCGGAAGAACACUGUAUAUAGCGAUGAUUCGCCAACCCCGCCUGUACCUACUCUAGCAGAGCAGUUGUCCUACCUCCAUAACCCUCGGCCGUUCAAAAACCCGCAUUACACUAAGAACGUCAACCGCAGGACGAAGAACUUGAAAGCUGUUCUCACGCAGGAGCGAGAACGAGAGAAGAACGAGCGGGAGAAGAGGAGACAGGAGAGGGAGGAGAACAUGGACGUAGACGGUCAACCGGCGGAAGAUACUUCGCUGGAAGAGGACCUUCCGACCUACGCGUCAAUUGAGGCCCCUCCGUCCGUCCUUCCUCAGCGGCGGUACUGUGAUAUCACCGGGCUUGAGGGUCCAUACACCGACCCUGCUACGAGUCUGCGAUAUCACGACAAGAGCAUUUAUGAUCUCAUCAAGGGUCUAAGUACCACGGCUGCGAAGGAGUAUCUCUCUGCGCGUGGCGUCAACCCGAUCGUGAAAUAGGCGGCAACCGCAUACCCCAUGUACCCUUUCCACUUGUUGUCGUUAGUUUUGUGCACUUCUCCG
Messenger RNA from Trametes versicolor FP-101664 SS1, 628 nucleotides. RefSeq lists its product as uncharacterized. The record is from RefSeq and is a predicted model, not a curated record. Lineage: Eukaryota; Fungi; Basidiomycota; Agaricomycetes; Polyporales; Polyporaceae. The transcript is spliced from 6 exons. Gene Ontology annotation, cellular component: Ino80 complex. Bases 68 to 565 code for a protein of 165 amino acids. Gene Ontology annotation, biological process: chromatin remodeling.